AGAGGGUGUUGCAGCUGUUGUGUAACAGUGACGGUCACGGUGUCAGUGACAGGGGUCGGAUAAACGCAGGAGGUGGAGAAAAUAGCAUUUUAGUUGAAGCGUGAACCUUCUCUGAAGUCCGUAUGAUGAAUCACGCGUUGGAAUUGUUUUUGUUAAGAAUUAAGUAUAUUCAGGUCGGCUUGAUUAGUGGCCUGGUCGUGGUAUUCCUGCAGGUGUGUGCUCGCUAGCUAGCUCAACUACUAGGUUGCGGGGGGCAUGGGAGUUCUGACACCGAGUUGUUUUUGCAUGCUAGCUAGCUAGCGAACCGAGACAGUAUUAUGAACAAAACAUCAAGUUCUCGACAAGUAGAGCUGGUCAGGAUGGGCGAGCGACCUGUCCUCCCACCAGUGGCAGGGAUAACUCCCGUGCAGCAGAUGCUGGCGUCUGGCACCGGCGCCCUCCUCACCUCCAUCUUUGUCACCCCGCUGGAUGUUGUGAAGAUACGACUACAGGCCCAGCAAACGCCUUUCUAUCGAGCUCUGGCCUGCGACUCUGCUCCCUGGAGCGGUGUGCUCCGGCCCUCCAAGUGGAGGUGUUACCUGUACUGUAACGGGCUGAUGGAUCACAUCUACGUCUGUCAGAAUGCCCCCAGCUGCUCCAGCUGGUACAAAACGCCAACCCACUUCACUGGCACUCUGGAUGCGUUUGUGAAGAUCACUCGUCACGAGGGGCUCAGGUCAUUGUGGAGCGGGCUGCCUCCCACACUGCUAAUGGCGGUGCCUGCCACGGUCAUCUACUUCACCUGCUACGACCAACUCAGGGACUUCCUGCGCUACGGCCUGGGUUUCCAAGGCAACCACAUUCCCCUGGUGGCUGGCGGUCUGGCCAGAUUGGGGGCGGUGAGCGUGAUCAGCCCCCUGGAGCUGCUGCGGACCAAGAUGCAGUCCCAGCGGCUGUCCUACGGGGAGCUGGGGGCCUGCAUCCGCACCGCCGUGGCCCAGGACGGCUGGAUGUCCCUCUGGAGGGGCUGGGGGCCCACCGUGCUGCGAGACGUGCCCUUCUCAGCGCUGUACUGGUUCAACUAUGAGCUGGUGAAGGCCCGGCUGUGUGAGGAACAGCAGGAGCAGCAGGCCUCCUUCUCCACCUGCUUCACGGCCGGGGCCGUCUCCGGGGCGGUGGCGGCCAUCUUGACUCUGCCGUUUGAUGUGGUGAAGACACGGAGACAGAUCCAGCUGGGAGAGAUGGAGACACGAGGAGUUCCCAUGAAGAAAGCCACAUCCACCUGGUGCAUGAUGAGAAGCAUCUGGGCAGAGUCAGGAUACAGGGGCCUGUUUGCAGGGUUCAUGCCCCGGGUCAUCAAGGUGGCUCCUGCCUGCGCCGUCAUGAUCAGCAGCUACGAGUUCGGCAAGACCUUCUUCCAGAAGCUGAACUUGCAGCGAGCACAGACUGUCUGCUGAGGCCUGGACACCCACACACACACACACACACACCCUACAACUGCCUUUCUCAACACAGGAGGACAGAGACACAAACGCGCACACACACAACAGCCUCCUUUCUCAAACCCUGGUCCUCAGGGUCCCCUUGCCAUGCUUGUUCUAGAUGUUUCCCUGCUCCAACACACCUGAAUCUAAUGAAUGGGUUGUUAUGAAGCUCGACCAGAAGCCUGGGAAAGAUGUGAAUAUAUGAGUGCAUGCAAUCCAGCCUCUUACUUCACCCACUCCUCCUGGCCUGAGUUCAGCAGGUUGGCCGAGGGAGGGAUUAUAUUUUUGUCUAUGGGUCCACACUGCUGUGAGUUUGCUCUCUCAAACUGUCCAAUGUCACACUUUGACACUAAGACUGAAUGUGUUUAAUGAGAACCUAAAGGUGGGAAUUCAAACUGUGAAUCUUUUUCCCAGGGAGUCGUAAGAUGAGGCGAGCAUCACAGUCGGGGGUGGGGGGGGACUUUUCUAUUGGAAGUUUGCUGUAACAGCAAGAUCUAAUGUGAUGCCUUAUAGCGAGGAUGACACAUAAGCACAUUGUCACAGAAAAACAGUCAGUUUUAAAUGUCAGUGCUGGACUACAUGUCAGUGCUGGACUACAUGUCAGUGCUGUUGAUGGUAAAAAGUCUCAAUCAAGGCAACAGCACAAAGUGCAUGUGUCAUCCAGCCUAGAUACGCCCUCUGCUUUUCAGAUUUAACAGUGCAUGUCAUCCAGCCUAGAUACGCCCUCUGCUGUUCAGAUUUAACAGUGCACUUGACGCAGGACUGCAUGACAUGGUAAUGUUAGCCCCUGACCUAGAUGAUGUAACCACAUGAACUGGUCAUUAAUCCUUUCAAAAAAGAAUAUCUGCAAGUCUAUAUACCAGAUCCAUAGUACAGCUGGAAUAGAAUAAUUCAUAAAGAUCUCUGAUGCAAAAUCUCUGGAAUGUUAGAGCCAGGGGAAGGUUUCCUGCUGUUUAACACAUUAGAUCUUUUUUUUACAUUUUGGUUUAAAAAUGUGGCCAUUGUUUGAGUGCUCAGUUAUUCAGGUUUUUAAUGUCUAGUUUGUGAUUGAUUGUAUGCCUGUGUUCAUGAGACGUGGAGGGGGAAAAGAGAAACUUGGCUACCAGAAGAAUUAUACAAUUCUGUCAUGAAAUACUUUGAUUUAUAAUAGAAUUGCCUGGUCAGAUGAUGAUACUGGAAUUAUUGCCUUUUUAUGUUUGUUUUCCUCAUUUUCCUUGUAAACCUGAAUUGUACUUAUGUAAUAAAAACGAUUUGAUAUGCUA
Messenger RNA from Osmerus eperlanus (European smelt), 2725 nucleotides. It is a transcript of the gene slc25a39, whose product is annotated as solute carrier family 25 member 39. Gene Ontology annotation, biological process: mitochondrial transmembrane transport. Gene Ontology annotation, cellular component: mitochondrion. The record is from RefSeq and is a predicted model, not a curated record. Lineage: Eukaryota; Metazoa; Chordata; Actinopteri; Osmeriformes; Osmeridae. Bases 318 to 1436 code for a protein of 372 amino acids. The transcript has 12 exons.